CUUUCUCUUUCUCUCUCUCUCCGAGUUAGGGUUUGCUCCGCUUAUCUUUCUCUCGUUUCGAUUUAAAGUAGUUUCUGUAUUGGUCUUGAAGAUAAUGGCAGGGAAAGGCGGCAAGGGGCUUAUAGCUGCGAAGACGACGGCAUCUAACAAAGACAAAGACAGUGUCAAGAAGAAAUCAAUCUCUCGCUCGUCUCGUGCCGGCAUUCAGUUUCCUGUGGGUCGUAUUCAUCGCCAACUCAAGUCAAGAGUAUCAGCACAUGGAAGAGUUGGUGCCACUGCUGCUGUCUACACGGCAUCAAUUCUGGAAUACCUAACUGCAGAAGUUCUUGAGUUAGCUGGAAAUGCGAGCAAAGAUUUGAAAGUGAAGAGAAUCACUCCGAGGCACUUGCAGCUUGCAAUCAGAGGAGAUGAGGAGCUUGACACUCUCAUCAAAGGAACAAUUGCUGGAGGAGGUGUGAUUCCUCACAUCCACAAGUCUCUUGUCAGCAAGAUCACCAAGGAUUGAGUUUCAGUCCUUCAAGUCCUUAAGUCUAGAUCUAUGUGCUUUGCUAGUUAUAACAGCUUUUGGUGUUUUGUGUUUAGCUAUUGAUUUCGUCUGCUCUAUUCUUCUGGACAUCCUCAAGUGUAUAUGGUAUGGGUUAAUUUUUUUUAACUCCUAGGUUUCUCGUUUUAGACUCUCAUACUCUUGUGAUCUUGCUAUU
Messenger RNA from Eutrema salsugineum, 701 nucleotides. Its product is annotated as probable histone H2A variant 2. Gene Ontology annotation, molecular function: protein heterodimerization activity; structural constituent of chromatin; DNA binding. The record is from RefSeq and is a predicted model, not a curated record. The transcript has 3 exons. Bases 95 to 505 code for a protein of 136 amino acids. Gene Ontology annotation, cellular component: nucleosome. Lineage: Eukaryota; Viridiplantae; Streptophyta; Magnoliopsida; Brassicales; Brassicaceae.